AUGUUGGCGGUAACCUCGAUAGUUUCACGAUUUUCGCGCACAUGCCAGUUUGGAGUUUUCAGGGCUACUUACGCCACCAGAAAAAGAAUGUCUGCCUUGUCAGCAGAAGAUCGGGAGGUCCUCUUGGCUCCGUUCCUACGUGACCAUCAUUGGCAUAAAUCUGGCGAUGCAAUCAAACGGACAUUUAUUUUCAAGAACUUUGAUUUGGCUUUUGACUUUAUGACAGACGUGGCUGAAAAAGCCAAAGAAAUGAACCACCAUCCGGAGUGGUUCAAUGUGUACAAUAAGGUUAAGGCUAACGUGCUCUCGCCACUGUAUAAAGCUUUGUGCGAUCACAUCUGGAGUACUGUGUUCAAGCGUGGGCCCCUCCCCUGA
Molecule: messenger RNA, 375 nt
Organism: Echinostoma caproni
Lineage: Eukaryota; Metazoa; Platyhelminthes; Trematoda; Plagiorchiida; Echinostomatidae
Source: the annotation of a GenBank genome assembly